AUGGAGAUGAAGAAUUUGGCCAUAGUCAUUACUAUUAUUAUUGCGAUGCAUAAUUGCAGUUUAAUAGCAGUGGAUGGUGGAGAUACCCUUUUAAUGGGUUCUUCCCUCUCAGGAAAUCAGACCAUUAUAUCAAAGAAUGGCACGUUCGCAUUGGGAUUUUUCAAUCCCAAAGGAACGAAUAAUUGGUACAUUGGCAUCUGGUAUGCGCAAGUCUCUCAGAAGGCCAUUGUUUGGGUGGCUAACAGAGAGAAUCCUGUCAGAAGCAUGCCCGGGGUUCUCAACUUUUCAAGCGACGGUCGUCUCAGAUUGUUUAACAGAGACGAUCAGUUUGUUUGGUCAACUGAUAAUGGCCGAAAAGCCUCAGGCGCAAUAUUAAUGGACUCCGGUAAUCUAGUUUUGCUGGAUGCCCACGAAAAGUCUGAGAUUGUAUGGGAGAGUUUUGCGCAUCCAGGAGAUACAUGGUUGGCGGGCAUGAAGAUGUGGAAAGGCAUGAAGUUAACUUCGUGGAAGAGCUCUGUGGAUCCUGCAAUUGGGCUAUUCUCUUAUGGAAUGGAUAUGUCCCCAGGAAAGUCACAGAUGGUGAUGAUCCAUAACAACAGUGUUACAUAUUGGUCCAGUGGAGAGUGGACUGGUAAUACUGCUACCAAGAUUCCGGAGAUGAAAGGUCAGAACAUAGUCGAAAUGUCCUGUGUGAGGGUUUCUCUUUCAAGAAUGUACUAUGAAUAUUUCAUAAACCCGACUUGGAAACCUCUCACGGCGCGGCUAGUGUUGCAGACGAAUGGAGAAUAUGGAACUUACUUCUGGAUGGGUGAUGGUAAAUGGACUCUGGUUUGGUCGACACACCGGGGUCAAUGCAGCGAGUAUGAUAUCUGUGGAGCUUAUGGAGUGUGCAAUGCGAAUGAUGUGUGUAGUUGUGUUGAGGGUUUCACGCCCAAGGAACCAUCUCAAAGCUGGUGGUCAAACGGGUGUGCUCGGCGAAGACCCCUGCAAUGCUCUAUCGCAAAGGGAACUACCGACGGCUUCCGGGAAGCCAAGAACCGAUUCUUGCCCGAAAAAGAAGCAGUCAUAUACAAUGAGCCAACACAGAAGAGUUGCCGGACUGCUUGUCUCAACAAUUGCUCCUGCACAGCCUUUUCUUUCGCUACUUCUCAUCCUUUCAUGUGUAGACUGUGGUUUGGGGAUUUAUUCAAAAUGCGCGCUUCAUCAGACGGUCAAUCAGUCUUUAUUAGACUGGCCGCUUCUGAACUGCCGCAUUCGACGUCAAAGCGAAGCAGCAAACCUCCAGCACUUAGAGUUGUACUUGCUGCUACUGGAGCCGCGUUCUCUGUCAUUUUGGCUCUCCUGUUGGGCGUCUUUAUUCUUUGUAAACGUCGAAGGGCGCGGAAGAAAAGCAUUGAACAGGACGUGCCAACGUCGCUCAAAGCAUUCACUUACAAAGAGCUGCGAAUUGCAACCAAGAAUUUCAAGCAUAAGCUGGGGAGCGGAGCAUUCGGCUCUGUGUUCUCAGGAGUUCUGCCAGACAACACGCUUGUAGCGGUCAAAAAACUAGAAGGUUCUGUCGGAGCAGAAAAGCAAUUUCGUGCAGAAAUAAGUACCAUCGGGAAAAUACAGCAUGUAAAUCUGGUGAGGCUCUGGGGAUUCUGCGUAGGAGGUUCUCGAAGGCUACUGGUGUAUGCUUACAUGCCCAACGGCUCUCUAAAUUCUUUUCUUUUCCACAAAGAGGGGGAAGUAGAGAAGUUGUUGGACUGGAAGACUCGGUUUGAAAUCGCACUGGGCACUGCGCGAGGAUUAGUUUAUCUCCAUGAAGAAUGCAGGGAUCGCAUCAUUCAUUGCGAUAUUAAACCUGAAAACAUUCUGCUGGACGGUGACUUUCACCCCAAGAUAGCUGAUUUUGGGUUGGCAAAGCUGGUAGGUAGAGAUUUCAGCCGCGUACUGACAACCACAAGAGGAACUCGUGGGUACUUGGCUCCCGAGUGGAUCUCUGGCCUUCCUAUCACUCCCAAGGUGGACGUAUACAGUUUUGGCAUGACGUUGCUGGAAAUCAUAUCUGGUCGUAGAAAUCUGGAUCUGAAGGUAGAGGAGAGCAGGUUGUACUUUCCUACCUGGGCUUCAUGUCAAAUUCAAAGAGGAAACAUAAUAGGCGUUGUGGAUGCAAGGAUAGCUAGUGAGGCUAAUAUAGAAGAGGUGAGAAGAGCCGCCAUGGUUGGGGGACUAUGCAUUCAAGACGAUGAGAAUCUGAGGCCGAGCAUGGGUGAAGUGGUGAAGAUAUUGGAAGGAACGAUGGAAGCUCCUGCACCACAAAUUCCGAGGUCUCUACAGGUGCUGGUAGAUCAGCUGGAUGACUACGAAAGCCAUACGUUUGAUCGACAACCAUGGACAUCAAGUGGUUCCAUACCGGCAAUGAAUUAG
Molecule: messenger RNA, 2409 nt
Organism: Cryptomeria japonica (Japanese cedar)
Lineage: Eukaryota; Viridiplantae; Streptophyta; Pinopsida; Cupressales; Cupressaceae
Product: G-type lectin S-receptor-like serine/threonine-protein kinase At2g19130
Exons: 1
Coding region: 1-2409 (802 amino acids)
Biological process (GO): protein phosphorylation; recognition of pollen
Molecular function (GO): ATP binding; protein serine/threonine kinase activity
Source: RefSeq, a predicted model, not a curated record